AUGGAUGAAACGUGGGUCCAUUACCAUACGCCUGAGUCCAAUAGGCAGUCUGCAGAGUGGCUGAAAAGCCACGAAAGCCGACCAAAGCGGCCAAAAGACCAAUACUCGACCGGGAAGGUUAUGGCCUCCGUUUUUUGGGAUGCGCAUGGCAUAAUCUUCAUCGAUUACCUGCAGAAGGGAAGAACAAUUACGGGAGAGUAUUAUGCAGCGUUAUUGGACAAACUGAAUGACGAAAUAAAGAAAAAACAGCCCCAUAUGGCGAAGAAAAAAGUUCUGUACCAUCACAAUAACGCACCGUCACACACGUCCUUGAAAGCGAUGGUCAAAUUGGACCAAUUACGAUUCGAAUUGGUUGCUCACCCGUAA
This is a messenger RNA of Acromyrmex echinatior (Panamanian leafcutter ant), 366 nucleotides long. RefSeq names its product histone-lysine N-methyltransferase SETMAR-like. The record is from RefSeq and is a predicted model, not a curated record. NCBI's taxonomy places the organism in Eukaryota, Metazoa, Arthropoda, Insecta, Hymenoptera, Formicidae.